This is a messenger RNA of Cygnus olor (mute swan), 1275 nucleotides long. RefSeq names its product retinol dehydrogenase 14 (gene RDH14). The transcript has 2 exons. Bases 16 to 996 code for a protein of 326 amino acids. Lineage: Eukaryota; Metazoa; Chordata; Aves; Anseriformes; Anatidae. The record is from RefSeq and is a predicted model, not a curated record.
GCGAGGCCCGCUCCCAUGGCCGCGGCGGUGGCGGCGGCAGCGGUGCUGGGCGGGGGCCUGCUGCUGGCAGCCUGGCGCUGGCUGCGGCCCGCGGCCCGGCCCGGCGCCGGCUCCGCGGCCUCCAUGCGGGGCAAGACGGUGAUCAUCACCGGGGCCAACAGCGGGCUGGGCCGGGCGGUGGCCGCCGAGCUGCUGCGGAUGAGGGCCCGGGUCAUCAUGGGUUGCCGGGACCGGGCGCGGGCGGAGCGGGCGGCCAGCGAGAUCCGAGCCGAGUUAGCCGAGCGGGAGGCGGCCGAGGGCGGUGGGGAGCUGGUGGUCCGGCAGCUCGACCUGGCCUCGCUCAGCUCCGUGCGGGACUUCUGCCGACAGGUCCUCCAGGAAGAGCCAAGGCUGGAUGUUCUGAUAAAUAAUGCGGGGAUAUUCCAGUGUCCGUACAUGAAGACAGAGGAUGGUUUUGAGAUGCAAUUCGGCGUAAACCACUUGGGUCACUUCUUACUCACCAACCUUCUUCUGGGCCUCCUCAAAAAUUCUGCUCCAAGCAGGAUUGUGGUAGUAUCCUCAAAGCUUUACAAAUAUGGAGAGAUCAACUUUGAAGACUUGAACAGUGAAAUAAGUUACAAUAAAAGCUUUUGUUAUAGCCGGAGUAAACUGGCUAAUAUAUUAUUUGCAAGGGAGCUAGCACGUCGAUUGGAAGGGACGGGAGUCACUGUCAAUUCACUUCAUCCUGGGAUUGUCAGAACAAAUUUAGGCAGGCAUGUGAAUAUUCCUUUGCUGGUAAAACCCCUAUUCAAUUUGGUGUCAUGGGCUUUCUUCAAAACACCUCUGGAAGGAGCCCAAACUUCUAUUUAUUUGGCCUCUUCUCCUGAGGUUGAAGGUGUGUCAGGGAAAUAUUUUGGGGACUGCAAAGAGGAGGAACUCCUACCCAAAGCCAUGGAUGACUUGGUUGCAAGAAAGUUAUGGGAUAUCAGUGAAGUGAUGGUUGGAUUAUUGAAAUGAGUGCUGGGGUAUCUGCUAAAAAGGAAUGCAGAUAACUAUGCAAUGUGUAUUUGAAACAGUCUAAUUCUCACUUUGAGUGCUGUGGGAACACAGGUUAAUGCUCAGAAUUAUUUAAUAGAGGAGUGAUUUAUGCUGGAACUGUUUUGAAACAAAGGAUAAUCUUUAUUUAAUGGGUGCAGACUUUCAAGAAAAAUCUGAAAUAAAGUUUGAGGGUGUGAAUAUUUCUGAUUAAAUCUGUUCAGAAACUCAUGUUCUACAAAUAAAUAUUAAACAAAACUG